Molecule: messenger RNA, 1041 nt
Organism: Rotaria sp. Silwood2
Lineage: Eukaryota; Metazoa; Rotifera; Eurotatoria; Philodinida; Philodinidae
Source: the annotation of a GenBank genome assembly
AUGAAUAAACACUUCAAAACGUUCAAUUCAGCAUCGACAUACGAGCUUACAGACUUGUGUUUGCGUCUGUGCUCGAGUGAAAUCAAUAUGAAGCGCACAUUUUCAGGUGAUGAAUUUGAUACAAAUGCUGAUGGUCUUGUUAACUCCAACUCUCAAAUGACAGAUAUUACUAAAAAAAGUCGUUCUGAACCAGCGUUACCUUCUCGUGUUGUUCAUUUACGAAAUAUAGAAGCCAGUGAACUUGAAGUUGUUCAACUUGGUCUUCCGUUUGGUCGAGUAACAAAUUUUUUAAAUUUACGUAAAAAAGCACAGGCUUUUCUUGAAUUUGAUGCAACUGAUUCAGCAAAACAAAUGGUUGAUUAUUUUACAUCCAUGCCAGCUAUGCUUAAUGGUCGACAAGUUUUUGCACAAUUUUCAAAUCAUGGUGAACUUCGUACAGAUCCAACGAAUCGUACAAAUCAACAAGCACAUGUUGCUUUAGUACAAGCUACUGAUCUUUAUGAAACAGCACAAAAAGGUGGACCAAAUUGUGUAUUACGUGUUAGCAUUAUUAAUAUGUUAUUUCCUGUCACUAUUGACGUAUUGUAUCAGAUCUUUAGUAAAUUUGGUACAGUACUUAAAAUUAUUACAUUUACAAAAAAUGAUAAAUUUCAAGCAUUAAUUCAAUCAAAAGAUCCAAUUGGAGCAGCACAAGCAAAAUUACAAUUACAUGGACAAAAUAUUUAUAAUGGUUGUUGUACACUUCAAAUCGAAUAUUCAAAACUUCAUUCACUUACAGUUAAAUUUAAUAAUGAUAAAAGUCGAGAUUAUACUAAUCCAACAUUACCCUCAGGCGAAGGAACUAUAUCACAACAACAAGAAUUAGAACGAAUGCAUUCAAACGCUAAUCUUCUUCCAUUACAACGAUCAAGUUCUAAUGAAGAUUAUCGUUAUGAUUAUUAUACUGCACCAACUCGUGGUAGACCUCCAUCAGCUACUGGAACACCUAGCUAUGAAAUUCAAGGUAGAACACAAAAACUAAAUUUCUUUCGAAAAGAAUAA